Messenger RNA from Orbilia oligospora ATCC 24927, 2064 nucleotides. RefSeq lists its product as uncharacterized. Lineage: Eukaryota; Fungi; Ascomycota; Orbiliomycetes; Orbiliales; Orbiliaceae. The transcript is spliced from 4 exons. The coding region runs from base 1 to 2064 and encodes 687 amino acids. Gene Ontology annotation, molecular function: serine-type exopeptidase activity; dipeptidyl-peptidase activity. The record is from RefSeq and is a predicted model, not a curated record. Gene Ontology annotation, biological process: proteolysis.
AUGAGGUCGAUAAGCGUUAUCUUCGCCGUUUUGGCGGCGAACAUGUGUGCGGUGUCAGCAACGGUUCAGUGGAAGGAUUCGAUAUCGAGGUUCAGCACGGAUUUGCUACGGAAAAAACAUCGAAAUGAGCAGACACAAAAGUUCUCGACCAUUAUGAACCGGCUAAAACCUGCUUUGGGAAAGGACCCGACGGAGAACCCGCUUUUCGUAGAGCUGCCAAUGGACCACUUCAGUGCCGACAAUAAGGAUACUAUCAGCUGUCGGUACUUCGUUCAGGAAUCUUACUAUAAGCCCGGUGGGCCCGUUAUCUUUCACGAUAUUGGUGAAUCGUCAAUUGGGCCGUACGCCAAGGGAUUGGUUGAUGAAGACGAGUUUUCAGUGGCAAUGGCUAAGCGAUUUAAUGGGCUGCUGAUUCUUUUCGAGCAUCGUUUCUAUGGUCAAUCCGCCCCGACUACCAAGACUUCUCAAAGCCUGGCACAAGCGUCUAGACGUCAACUUACCGAGUUUUUCAAAUUCCAUACCAUCGAACAGGCAUUGGAGGAUGUGGUUUAUUUUGCAAAGAAUUUCACCUACGACCUUGAAGAGUACCCAAAGCAGGUUCUGACGCCAGAUAAAACGCCGUGGAUAUGGAUCGGCGUUAGUUAUAGCGGGGCCAGAGGUGCUUGGAUGGCGAAGCGGAAUCCAGGGUUGUUUAAGGCAACUCUGGCCUCGUCUGCUCCAGUUCAGUUGAAGGUGAACUUUUGGGAGUACUUUACCGCAAUUGAAGAUGCGCUUGCUAUCCAAAAUAAGAACUGCUCCGCAGAUUUGACGGCUGCCGCAAGAUGGCUGUCUGGUGCUUGGGAGAACAGAGAUAGCAGCCUUGUAGAUCAAUUAAUCGAUGCCGUUUACGAAAAGAACUGGGAGGAAUCACUGGAACAGUACGACCCGGAUUCUCAAGAAGUUUGGGAUGUCCGAAGGGACUACUUGCAAGAUGCUGCCUGGACACCGUUCGCUGACUUCCAGUAUUAUGGUGUCAAUGGCGGUACACUGGGUGUAUUCUGCGAUAUAAUGGAAACUUCUUAUUCCGACAGAGGUGGCCCAGAAGGUGUUUUUGCGGCCGAAAGUCUUGCACGUGCCGUUACAGCAUACGCGAAAGCUGUCGCUGCUAUCAGCCCGUACAGCUACACCAGUAGUCGACAACGUGCGCAAAGCAAAGAAAAACGACAAUUCGAAAUCGGAACAGAGUCCCUCGACGAUAAGCUCGACGAUUACUCGUGGCUCUGGCAAGUUUGUACCGAGUUUGGAGCCUUCCAAGUCGCCAAUACCUCCCGCCCUGAGAAUCUUCUUCCUUCAUUUAUCAAUGUCCAGAGUUCAAUAGAUUCGUGCAUUAGCACGUUUGGAGAGUCGGAGCAAGUCAGCAAAGCAGGACCUAAUGUCGACCCUAUCAACCAAAAGUAUCAGGGAUGGUACGUCCAACUCUCAAACACAAUGUGGACAAACGGUGAAUUCGACCCUUGGAAAGCCCUAUCCGUUGACUCUGAGGAGGAGGAUGCGCCUACUAAUGAUACCGCCACAACCGACAUUCCCCAAUGUGGAAAAACAUUUCCACAAGGCACACAGCUUCGAUAUGUCAUCAAGGACGGCUACCAUGGAUCGGAGUUUAGUGAAGAUGUUGUCACCAAUACUCCGGGAGAUCUUGACGGCCUUGACCCUACCAAUACGAUCCGAUCACUCACAGCGACCAGGACCAGGACCCGUACCAAAGUAACUGCGACUGGUACUCCAGUUGUCGAUGCAAUAAAUGCGCAAAACCUUUGGUUUGAUGCCAUGAGCAGUUGGUUACCAUGUACAACGCUGCAAUUCAACCUUGAUGGGAGCUCACCCGAAACAACCACUUCGAUGCCAUUUACGUCGAGAACGCCGUUCCCAACCGGUAGUUCCGACGAGGCGACAGAGACAAGUGGGUCUAGUGACAGCAGCGGUGAUAAGAAAAAUGCUGCUUCGUCAAUAGUUAUCCCAUCUUUGAUGUUACCGUUCUUUGUUUCAAUUUUUGCAUUUUUAGCGGGGAUCAGAGUACUUGUAUAA